AUGAUUUUCAGUUCAAUGCAUCAAGCUUAUCGUUUUCUAUCAUCUCAAACAUAUUAUGAUGUAUUAGGAGUGAAAAAAUCAGCUAGUCCCAGUGAAAUUCGUUCAGCUUUUAUUGAACUAUCAAAAAAGUAUCAUCCAGAUAAAUAUCGUGGUGAUAGUGAAAUGUUCAAAAGGAUAAAUGAAGCUUAUUCUGUUUUAUCACAAGAGAAAACUAGACGGAUGUAUGAUGCCACUUUAACAUCAUCGUCUAGUGCUAAAUCAUCGCCGUAUUAUAGUCAACCAUGGAGUGAUUAUGACAGGACAACUGGGGCGUAUGAAUAUAUUUUACAUAGGCGUAGUAUGGAUUAUCGAAAACGAACAGUAAAUAAUAAAGAAGAUUUAAAGAUAACAAAAUUAAUUGUUAUUUCAUCAAUGCUAAUGGCAUUUUUCACCUAUGUGAUUUCUAUGUACACAUUUCUUCGGAACAGACGAUAUGCUGAUUGGCGUUUUCAAGCUUAUUUCGAACAAAAUAUGCCUAGGAAUCAUCAGUAAGUUUUGUUUUUUCAAUAGUGUCUUCCAUUUAAAUACUUUCAAGUCUUGUUUUUCUUAAAAAUCCUAAUGCCUCUCUGCCUUUAAUAAUAAUGCGUUUAGCUCAACUCUGAUACAGAGUGACAUCCUACACACCGUUUUCGACAUAGGCAAUUGGUUCUUUGUAACUUGUGAAAUUACAUUAUGAUUUUAUCUGUGUCUGAAUGCAUUUUGAGACAUAUUUCAUUAAAAAGAAGUAGUCAUUUGCAAAAAUAUAAACCGUUGUUUUUCCACUGUACUUUGGAGAUAUGCGUAUAUCUCGAAUUUUAGUAUUAUUAUUGUUUAUUAUUGUUCCCUUGGGUUCCU
Trichobilharzia regenti is the source of this 873-nucleotide messenger RNA. NCBI's taxonomy places the organism in Eukaryota, Metazoa, Platyhelminthes, Trematoda, Strigeidida, Schistosomatidae. The record is from the annotation of a GenBank genome assembly.